AUGUUUUUACUAAAGAACCGGUUCAGAAGCACUGAAUUUGCGAGAUCGAUGUCAACUGCUCUAGAUUCCUCCAAGCUCAAGAUCACCAAGACUACCAGUCCGAAGGCCAAGUUGCCUAACGAGCAGUUGGUUUUUGGAAAGUCUUUCACCGAUCAUAUGCUCACUAUUGAGUGGACUGCUGAGUCUGGAUGGGGCACUCCAGAGAUCAAGCCUUACGGAAACUUUUCACUGGACCCAUCCUCGUGUGUGUUCCACUACGCUUUCGAGUUGUUUGAGGGCCUCAAGGCUUACAAGGACAAGAAGGGUGAGAUAAGAAUGUUCAGACCAGACAAGAACAUGGAGAGAAUGAACAAGUCUGCUGCCAGAAUCUGUCUUCCUACUUUUGAGUCUGAGGAGCUUAUCAAGCUGAUUGGUGAGCUUUUAAAGGUUGACCAGGGCUUCAUCCCAGACACCAGAGGUUACUCUCUUUAUCUUAGACCUACCUUGAUCGGAACCACUGCUGGCCUUGGUGUUAGCUCUCCCGACAGAGCUCUGUUGUUCGUCAUUGCAUCGCCGGUCGGACCUUACUACAAGACUGGAUUCAAAGCAGUGAAGCUUGAGGCUACCGACUACGCAACCAGAGCUUGGCCUGGUGGUGUUGGUGACAAUAAGUUGGGUGCCAACUAUGCUCCAUGCAUCAAGCCGCAACUCGAGGCCGCCUCGAGAGGCUACCAACAAAACCUGUGGUUGUUUGGUCCUGAGAAGAACGUGACCGAGGUGGGAACCAUGAACUUCUUUGCUGUUUUCAAGGAUGCUUCUGGUAAAAAGGAGUUGGUGACUGCUCCUUUAGACGGUACUAUUUUGGAAGGUGUGACCAGAGACUCUAUUUUGCAAUUGGCCAGAGAGAGGCUCGACCCUGCCGAAUGGACCAUUAGCGAGAGAUACUGCACCAUCAACGAGAUCUCGUCCAAGUCCAAAUCUGGUGAGUUGGUGGAGGCAUUUGGUGCUGGUACUGCUGCCGUUGUUUCGCCUAUUAAGGAGAUUGGCUACAGAGAUUCUACUAUCGAUGUUCCAUUGCUUCCAGGUGAGCAGUUCGGUCCUUUGACCAAGCAGGUUGCCGACUGGAUUGCCGAGAUCCAGUACGGUGUUGUUGAGAGUGAAUGGUCUAGAGUUGUUAACUGGUAA
Messenger RNA from Ogataea philodendri, 1164 nucleotides. RefSeq lists its product as uncharacterized. Gene Ontology annotation, biological process: L-valine biosynthetic process; L-leucine biosynthetic process. The coding region runs from base 1 to 1164 and encodes 387 amino acids. The record is from RefSeq and is a predicted model, not a curated record. Gene Ontology annotation, cellular component: mitochondrion. The transcript has a single exon. NCBI's taxonomy places the organism in Eukaryota, Fungi, Ascomycota, Pichiomycetes, Pichiales, Pichiaceae. Gene Ontology annotation, molecular function: branched-chain-amino-acid:2-oxoglutarate transaminase activity.